AUGGAAGAGGUGGCGAAAGAGAAGGCAGGCCUUGAGGACAAGAUCAAAGACCUUCAGGGCAAGAUCAAAGACCUUCAGGGCAAGAUCAAAGUGCUUGAGGUCAAGAUCAUAGAAGUUGAGGACAAGCUCGAAGCGGAAGAAGAUAAGGAGGAGCGGAGCUAUCUGCGCGCAAAAGAGUUGGCCCUGGACAGGCAGCUUGCGGGCCUGCAGGAACAGCUUGCGGAGCUCCUGAAGGAGAAGAAUCGCCUUGCGGGUGGUGACAGUGCUAUGGAUGCACUGGUCAUGAAGGUCGCCAGGGCAUUGAUAGGGGUGAAGGCGGUGCUCAAGCCGGUGCUCAAGCCGGUGCUCCAGCAUGCCUACAGGCCACGGUCAAACUCUUCUGUGGAGUCCGAGUACCGCCCGGCUGCAUUGCAGCACUACACAGGCGAGCUGCAGCCACGAUAUGCCAUGUGUGCAGUGUCAGGUGUCCAACUGCCAUUGCAGGAUGUGACUGCCAGCCACAUCUACCAGAGGUGGUGGCCCCCCAUGCAGCCAAACAGGCCAACAUAUAGGUACUUAUUGCUUAUUCCUUGCGUGUGUGAUGCCAGCAUUAGAGACCUUAAGGUUGAAAUGAAAGAUGUCAAGAUCAACGACCCAUGCAACAUUCUGCUCAUGCACUGCAACAUCAAGAAGCACUUUGACAGCUUUGUGUUCACGGGAAGCACACCUGUCAUCUCCAUCACUGCAGUGUGUACCAAACUGUCUAUAGCUGAUCCCCACGACAAGGUGGAGAGUGCUUUUGCCGUAGCACCCCAGAAGCAGCUGAAGCUGUGA
Volvox carteri f. nagariensis is the source of this 813-nucleotide messenger RNA. RefSeq lists its product as uncharacterized. Bases 1 to 813 code for a protein of 270 amino acids. Lineage: Eukaryota; Viridiplantae; Chlorophyta; Chlorophyceae; Chlamydomonadales; Volvocaceae. The record is from RefSeq and is a predicted model, not a curated record. The transcript has 6 exons.